CAGAUCGUCCCCUUCUGUGGGCACAUCAAAGGAGGAAUGAGGCCGGGAAAGAAGAUCUUGGUUAUGGGCAUAGUGGACCUCAACCCCGAGAGCUUUGGCAUCAGCCUGACUUGCGGGGAGUCAGAAGAUCCUCCUGCGGAUGUAGCUAUUGAACUGAAAGCUGUGUUCACAGACAGACAGUUUGUCAGAAAUUCUUGUGUAGCUGGAGAAUGGGGGGAAGAGCAAUCGUCUAUUCCGUACUUUCCAUUUAUACCGGACCAGCCUUUUAGGGUUGAGAUACUUUGUGAGCAUCCCCGUUUUAGAAUAUUUGUGGAUGGACAUCAGCUCUUUGAUUUUUACCACCGUAUUGAAACACUGUCAGCAAUUGACACGAUAAAGAUAAACGGAGAUCUUCAGCUUACAAAACUGGGCUGAGCUCGUCAGGACCGCAGAUUCCAAACCGGCUCAGGUGCCAUCGUCCAUUUGGAGAAGUGACAGCCGGCUCGCGACACAGCUAUGGUAGGAGGGCUGCCCCGUUCCUUUUCCGCAUGCAGUUCUUCACUCCUGUGCCAAUGAACCGGGCUGUUGUUUAUCCUAAUGAAGAACGUUGUUGGUUAAUAGACAUUGAGCCGUUUUUCUUGGAUCAAAAUAGCCCACCGGUGCUGGAUAAUCAAAUUGGACUGGAUUCAGAAAGACUUGCAGUCUUGUUUCAAAUCUCGCAGAAAGGUGAUUUCUGAAAUGCAGCACUAGAACCGGUUACUGAACAGCAAUGACAACGACAAAAAACAAGCAAACAAAACGUUUUCCUUUUGCAAAUAUUGUUUCUGCACUGAAGUGGAGUAGUGUAGCACAACAUAGGGCCACGUCUUGACGUCCUUACCCAGGGCCUGAGCCUGGUUCCCUGGAAAUCGAUGGCAAAACUCCCGCUCACGUUACCGGGGUACAAUCAGAUGGUCUAGUCCUUAGUCAAGCACAAUUCCCACUGAUUUCUGUGGGAUUUUUGCACACGCCUGGGGGCCAGCUCUUCUGCUGGUGUAAAGCAGCGUCGCCGCCGUGGCUCGCAGGGGAGUUCUGCUGAUUGCUCCCAGCCGCUGACUUGGCCCAAGGACUGUGCAAAAAUGGAAUGAGGGUGUGAGGACACAGCCUGUAUAUUUUAGUCAGGGUAUUUGCAUAGAAUGUAGAUCGGUAUGAGUUUUUGCACAAUGUACUGUUAAUACCAUUUUUAAAGCUUAUCUGUAGUUUAUUUAUUUAUACUCAAUGUAUGUAUUAUUAGUAGAAAUGAACAAUCUUACUGAUGGUGAAGAACAGCAAAGUGUAAACAUUCUGAAUGUACAAAACGUCUUAGGUUCUUUGGGUAAACUCUUGAAAAGUCCUGUUUCCUAUCGACCAUUUAGUGACAUUUUACUGGAGCCCUCUAGGCCCUGGGAGGUGUGGGCAUGGUAGCUGCUGGGGGUGGGGGUAGCUCUGCAUUUUCACUACAAACUGUUUUUCAGGGCUUACUAACUUUGCUGCACGGGAUAGGUUUGACUUAAAGUCGAUCCAUUUUAAAAAACUUAAAAAGCAAAUUUGUGUGUUUAACUGUGCUUUUAUAACCUGAGAAAAAAAGUUAAAUUUGGCAGCCUCUUACUUCAGAAAGAGAACCAGCCUCUUUCCAGAGGAGAUGGGAGUUUUUUUGCACUUUGUUUGAGAACAUAUUCGGCCUUUGAUAUGACAAUUAAAACUUGUCUAGACAGCCAAGUUAUUAAUGCUUGAAAAUCAGCUACUGCACAUGAAUAAUAACUUUCCAAGUAGCUUUUUAAAUAGUAGGUAUAGCUGUAUGAACACAGUCAUUGUGCUACACUAUAAAUGAACACAGCCACUUUUCUUGACUUCUUUAGGACUAAAUACACUUUUUUCCUUGGCUGCUCACAAUAGACUAUUGCGGGUCUUGUGGGUAGUUAUGAUAUAAACAUAUAUUUAGGGAAUUUUGAAAACAUGUAAUAUAGGGACUUCCUAAGACACAGAAUACAGAAACAUCCUUUGUAGCACAGUAUUUAAAAAAAAAAAAAAAAGAAAAAGAAGAAUCUCACAAACAGAACUAUGUUAAACCUGCAAUAAAGCUGUGGUUUAAAGCAACCAGAACUGGAAUAUCCAAAGGUAAGGGUAGAACGCCAGUUGCAAAGCCUCAUUUUACACUAAUUUGGCCUGCAGUUAAGAAGCCUUAGACUGCACGCUGAAAUUCCAACUGUGGCUCUAGUCCAAAGCCUGCU
This is a messenger RNA of Apaloderma vittatum (bar-tailed trogon), 2228 nucleotides long. RefSeq names its product lectin, galactoside-binding-like (gene LGALSL). Lineage: Eukaryota; Metazoa; Chordata; Aves; Trogoniformes; Trogonidae. The transcript has 3 exons. Gene Ontology annotation, molecular function: carbohydrate binding. Bases 37 to 414 code for a protein of 125 amino acids. The record is from RefSeq and is a predicted model, not a curated record.